Molecule: messenger RNA, 1611 nt
Organism: Penicillium canariense
Lineage: Eukaryota; Fungi; Ascomycota; Eurotiomycetes; Eurotiales; Aspergillaceae
Product: sugar porter family MFS transporter
Exons: 6
Coding region: 1-1611 (536 amino acids)
Biological process (GO): carbohydrate transport; transmembrane transport
Cellular component (GO): membrane
Molecular function (GO): carbohydrate:proton symporter activity
Source: RefSeq, a predicted model, not a curated record
AUGGGCUUCCGAGCCGCCGAGGAUCGGCCGACCCCCAAGGAGGUCUACAACUGGCGGUUGUAUUCCGAAGCCAUCGUCAUCGCCACCGGAUCGUUACUUUUUGGCUACGACUCGGCCUUUGUGGGCACGACCAUCGCGCGAAAGAGCUUCCUAGCCGACUUUCAUAUCACCAAGGCCAACAGCAGCGCCAUUUCCAGUAAUAUCACCUCAAUCUUUCAGGCGGGCGCCUUUUUUGGUGCUCUUUUCUGCUUUUUUUUUACCGAACGCUUCGGUCGAAAAUGGACGCUGCAACUCAAUGUUGUGGUCUUCAUCAUCGGUGCAGUGAUGAUGACCGCAGCCACCCAUCAGUUGGGCCUGAUCUACGCCGGUCGCGUGUUGACGGGAAUCGGCUGUGGUGCAAUCACGGCCACCGUGCCUAGCUAUAUCGCCGAGUUGUCGAUUCCUUCCAUUCGAGGAAUCUUGACGGGCUUUUUCGAGUGCGCCUAUCAGAUUGGUUCGGUCAUCGGGUUCUGGAUCAACUAUGGCAUUACAGAGAACAUGUCCGCCACCGCGUCGAUUAGUUGGCGAAUUCCCAUGGCAGUGCAACUGAUCCCCGCGGUGCUGCUGCUGAUGGGCGGGUUCUUCCUCCAUGAGUCUCCCCUCUGGCUGAUGCGCAAAGGGCGCCACGCCGAGGCUUAUCGGGCCCUCGAAACAUUGCGCAAAUUGCCAGCGGAACAUCCGUAUCUCCAGCAGGAGGUCCAGCUAAUUCAGAACCGUUUAAAUGAAGAAGCCGGAGUGGCGAGCAAGUAUGGCGUGGGGUCAUGGGCCUUCUUCCGCGGAGCAAUGGACGAGUUCUCGCGGCGGGGCAUGCGAAAUCGGGUGUUUCUCGUAUUUUGUGCUUUUGCGUUGGCCAAUCUGUCCGGCGCUUCUGCUAUCAACUAUUACUCGCCAACUCUCUUUGCAUCUAUUGGGAUCAAGGACACGGCCUUAUACACGGGCAUUUAUGGCCUCGUCAAGGCGAUUGCUUCACUGAUCUUCUAUAUUGGCUUCGUCGACAAGGUUGGCCGUCGUCGCCCAGUCGUGCUAUCCUCAAUCGCCUGCUCCUGCUGCCUCUGGUAUGUCGGCGCCUAUGUCAAGAUUGCCAACCCUGCCGCCGUCGUUUCCGAUGGAGGUACACUGUCGGACUCUACGUCUCGAGGUGGUCACGCAGCGACUGCAAUGAUCAUGAUCUACGCCGUUUUCUGGUCAUUCGGUCUGAAUGGUAUCCCCUGGAUUGUCUCGGCGGAAAUCUUCCCCGGUGCUUUACGAAACUUCUCUGGCACCUGGGCGGCCCUUGUCCAAUGGGCCACACAAUUCCCAAUCAGCAAGUGCCUCCCAUAUAUUUUCAACGCGUUUGGAUAUGGGACCUGGUUUUUCUUUGCGAGUUUCUUGGUCGUUGCGACGGUCUGGUCCUACUUCCUACUCCCAGAAACAAAGGGCCUGACGAUUGAUCAAAUGGAUAUACUCUUCGGUUAUCAUCAACCUGGGCACCGCGGCAUUCCUCAUACUCGUGUUACGAGGGAUCACUUGGCGGCGUUAAAUUCGAAUGGCCCUGAGAAGACUGGCCAGACUACGCACUAUGAGGUCGUUUGA